UGCUGCUUGGAGCUAUCAGGAUCUAUAUAAGGGUUUUAGCUCUGGUCUUGGGAGACAGAAAGCCAAACCCUUUCUGCACCAGCAAGGUUCCUCAUCAAGAUGGGCACCGUGCACUACCUCCUGCUUUGUGCUGUCAUCUUCCUGCCUGAGACUCCUGCUUUUCCAAUACAACUGAGACCAGCAUCAUGGAGCAGCAUAGAUCUGGAAAAAGUAAAGAGAUAUCUUGAUACAUUCUUUCCAAUUUUGUCAAAAACACAACACCUAAGCAUAGAAGAAAGGAUUAAAGAAAUGCAGAAGUUUUUCCACCUGACUGUAACUGGAAAAUUAGACAAAGAAACUGAAGAAAUAAUGACAAUGCCCAGAUGUGGUAUGCCUGAUGACAUUCAUGAUGAGGGAGACAGAAAUUUCCGAGUUGCGCAUGGUGAUGGAUCUCCUUUCGAUGGAAGAGGUGGCACGCUGGCCCAUGCAUUCGCACCUGGAGAUGGGAUUGGUGGAGAUGCUCAUUUUGAUGAUGAUGAGAAAUGGUCAGAUAUCAAUCAAGAUAUCAAUUUGUUCCUCGUUGCUGCUCAUGAAUUUGGCCAUUCUUUGGGACUCACCCAUUCCAGUGACCGUGGAUCUCUCAUGUACCCUUACUACUCAUAUCAGAACCCGAAAACUUUCACACUUCCAGAAGAGGACAAGCGAAGAAUUCAGAAGUUAUAUGGACAGCAUGGUAGUGCUCCUGACUGCAUACUUCUUUAG
Passer montanus (Eurasian tree sparrow) is the source of this 741-nucleotide messenger RNA. RefSeq names its product matrix metalloproteinase-20-like. Gene Ontology annotation, biological process: proteolysis; collagen catabolic process; extracellular matrix organization. The record is from RefSeq and is a predicted model, not a curated record. The coding region runs from base 100 to 741 and encodes 213 amino acids. Gene Ontology annotation, molecular function: metalloendopeptidase activity; zinc ion binding. NCBI's taxonomy places the organism in Eukaryota, Metazoa, Chordata, Aves, Passeriformes, Passeridae. Gene Ontology annotation, cellular component: extracellular matrix. The transcript is spliced from 5 exons.